Meloidogyne enterolobii is the source of this 371-nucleotide messenger RNA. NCBI's taxonomy places the organism in Eukaryota, Metazoa, Nematoda, Chromadorea, Rhabditida, Meloidogynidae. The record is from the annotation of a GenBank genome assembly.
GGUGGUGUAUUGUUACAAUGACUACUGUUGGGUAUGGAGAUGUUGUGCCGGCAACUACAAUGGGUAAAAUAAUUGCUUCUGCCGCUAUAAUGAGUGGAGUGCUUGUAUUAGCUUUACCCAUCACAAUUAUUGUCGAUAAUUUUAUCAAAGUAGCUCAAGAGGAACAACAAACAGAACAAUUCAAAGCAGAAUUAUUAGCUAUGGAGGAACAGGAAAGACAAUUACAACAAGAGCAAGAACAAAGAAGAUUAAAAUUUAAUCAAUCACAAAAAGAAAUUUUAAUAAAUAAUAGGGAAGAAAAUAGAGGGAAUAAUGAAGAUAACCAAUUAAUUAGUGGAAAACAACCCUUAAUUUUUGUAUCAAAUGCUUAA